CUCUCACCCAUCCAACAAAUCUGUGGCAUGUGAGUUUUGGCGUACUAGUAGCAUGGAUGCCGACAUGCAGUUUAAUGACAAAAACUCACAAGGGAAGGGCUUUUCGGAUGUCAUAGCCCGGGAGAUCGACAAGUUGAAGGAGACCCUCCUCUCUUCCUUUGCGGAGACCUUUCCAGAGAGGACAGCUGGACAGAGCCAACACACUACUAAAGGUGAGCGUCGUCCGUUUUUUUGCAUUGCAGAGAACUGCACAGCGCAAGGUGAGACCACUGCUGCUCAUGAGACAGGCUUUUGCUGCGCUCGUGUCCAAUCAAGAGGUGCUUCCAUCUCCGUGACUCCCGCAGCACAUAGUUCUUGGAGCAAGCCUAUGGAGCCCGAAGUGACAGAGUUGUCAGAGGCAGAAGACCAUUCCCUCAAAGAUCUGGAAGUAUUGCAAGAGCGUGGCUUUGAGGAACACAAAGCACUGUCCUGUUGGGCACGGUUUGCCGCAGCUGCCACCAGUGGAGAGCUGGAAGAUAAGCGACAGUCCAGCAUGCCGUCGGAAUAUUUCAAAAUCCGGCCCAACUGGAGAGCAGGCGAGUACAAAACCGGCACUUCUCGAGUCACGAUAGCAGGUCAUCGUCCACCGCCGAAUCAGCACCAGAUGCGCGUGAAAAGCAUCAUCAUGGACGAAAGCAGCCGAUUCCAAAGGUUCGUGUCCCAUCCUGACCACCUGACGCGGAUGUUUUGGCUCUCUGCAGGCAUGAUGCUGAUCUUCUGGGAUUUGAUCACCAUCCCCCUGGUACUGGCCAACGCUGCCGAAAGUACGCAGGAGUUCUUGGUGACGGUGAGUCAUUUCACGGUCUUUUUCUGGAUCGUUGAUUUGGUCUACAACUUCUUUACUGGCUAUGACACUGGCGCAGGGAUUGAGAUGCGUCCCGGCCGGAUUGCGCGCAAUUACGUGAGCACGUGGCUAAUUCCCGACACAGCGCUGGUCCUUCUUGAGGUGGUGAUCAAGUUGCUUGAGCUCGUUGCAGCCACAGACUCUGAGGACUUGAGCUCUGUGAGGGUUCUACGGGCGGUUCGAAUCCUUCGUUUCCUGCGACUCCUCCGCUUGCAGAGGAUUACUCGCAUUGUUGAGGUCAUUGCAAACCACUUCACCUCCGUGACCUUUUGGCUCACCCUGAGGAUUGCAUCUUAUUUGUUUUUCAUUCUGGUUGUGAAUCACUACCUGGCCAUUUUCUUCAUGGCCAUUGGAACAGAUGCCUUAAAAGGAGGAGCACCCAAUUGGCUGGAGCGAUAUGGCAUUGCUGACUACACUUUUUGGGAUGUCUAUGCCGUUUCACUUCACUGGAGCUUGACACAGUUUACACCUGCCACCAACAAUAUUGCGCCUGUCAGUGUGCCAGAGAGGCUGUUUUCCAUCGCUGUUGUGCUAGUUGCCCUGGCGCUCUUCUCCUCGUUCUUGAGCUCUAUCACCAAUGCAGUGAAUGCAUUGCGGACGGUGCGUAUGAGUGCCGCUUCCCAAGAGGCACAAAUCAGGCAGUUCUUCAAUGAGCGCAACCUCCCAGCACCCCUUCUUGCGCAGGUGAAGGGCUUCAUUCAACUCCGCAGUGCGGCCAUCCAGCGGAUGCGCGAGAAGGAUGUGAAGGUCCUGCUGGAGUUGCCUGAAGUCUUAAAGCGGAGGCUUCACACAGCGAUGUACUACCAGCAUUUGAUGGAGAUACAGUGGUGGCCAGAUUAUGGAGGCAACUCCGAGCUGGUGGAAAGAGUGUGCCACAUUGCUACGACUGAGCUCCUUGCAUCCCCUGCUUCUGAUAUUUUCGUGCCUGAUGAGAAAUGCGCAGGGGCCAUAGUACCCAUCGAUCACGGUUUGGUCUAUACACGCCGGGAAGUCUUCAACAAGCACCGGAGCUGUGCUGGACAUGACAAUGGGGUGGUUUCUUUGGGUCCAUACGAAAUCAUCGCCGACAUCGGUCUAUGGGCAGAGUGGACCUAUCGAGGACACCUAGCAUCAGAGGUCACGAGCCCCUACCUCUUCAUCAAUGCUGAAGCUUUUGCCGAGCUUGCACGGACAAUGGGAGGUGCCGCCUUCAAGUAUCUACAAACUUUCGGCUUGCUGUGUCCAAGAUGCAUGAGGCUGUUUACCUUGCCCCUGUGGAGACCCGGAUUUUUGGCCAGACAAGCACCUGAGGUAUUUGUCUCAUAUCGAGGAUCAAGUGACCUCGGGGCAGCUGAGCGACUUGUGCACGGACCUUGAGACCAUUGCCAUGCUCAAGGAACGUGCAGAGUGCUUCAUGAUGGUGGGCUCGCGCAACAUCCGGUCCUCUGCUGAAUCCAAGGUGUCACUCUCCAAUCUCAUGUCCUGGUCAAGGAAAACUCUGAUGAGAACUCCUUCGCCGCGAUAGGAUGGAGUCACACAAGGAGGUGGCAUUCUCACUCGGGGCAGUCAUUCGAAGAACGUGGGCUUUGAGCUCCAAACCGUUCAGAUGCCAAAAGGCAUCCAUGGACUGACCAUGCGAAAAAAGCAACGGAAGACACCACUUCCCGCAAAAGUGCUUUGGUGGUUGAACUCAGGGAGUCCAAGUUGAGCUGCACAGGAAACGCCGAGGAGUCAGUGUAGUGACAUUCCAUGGCAACCAAAGUAAAGCAAUGGAGCCAGUGGAGGAUCUCAGGAUUUUGGACCUCCCUACAGUGCCUACAGUGUAAGCAGUGUGGCCAAGCUUGUCAGUUGUGUUGGAUCAUGGUUAGUGAUGGAAGGUCGAGCGUAACAAUGUUACAGAAUAGUGACCACAGGCAUUUGGCAA
Messenger RNA from Durusdinium trenchii, 2786 nucleotides. NCBI's taxonomy places the organism in Eukaryota, Dinophyceae, Suessiales, Symbiodiniaceae. The record is from the annotation of a GenBank genome assembly.